Messenger RNA from Cicer arietinum (chickpea), 1371 nucleotides. Its product is annotated as transcription factor MYB64-like. Gene Ontology annotation, biological process: regulation of DNA-templated transcription. The record is from RefSeq and is a predicted model, not a curated record. Gene Ontology annotation, molecular function: RNA polymerase II cis-regulatory region sequence-specific DNA binding; DNA-binding transcription factor activity, RNA polymerase II-specific. NCBI's taxonomy places the organism in Eukaryota, Viridiplantae, Streptophyta, Magnoliopsida, Fabales, Fabaceae. Gene Ontology annotation, cellular component: nucleus.
AUGACUCAAGAAGCAAACUUUGCUGAUCAUCUAAUGGCAAAUGAAGAUGUGAUGAAUUGGUCAAACCAAAUCCCUUCAUUGUGUGUGGAAAAAGAAGAUAUCAUCAAUGGUUUAAGAAAGGGUGGAAAAGGUGUUGGAAGAAGACCUAAGAAAAUCACUCACCACUCUUCAAUAGGUCCUCCUUUAACAGCCAUUGAUAGAUUUUUAUGGAGUCAACACAACCACUUCCCUCAAAAGAAACAUCAACAAAAUGUUGAUGAUGGAAAUUUUUGUAGUUCUGGUUGUUCUAAUGCUUCAACAUAUUGUUUCAUGUGGCCUAAUAAUGUCAUGACUCAAGAAGCAAACUUUGUUGAUCAUCUAAUGGCAAAUGAAGAUAUGAUGAAUUGGACAAACCAAAUUCCUUCAUUGUGUGUGGAGAAAGAAGAUGUCAAUGGUUUAGGGAAGGGUGGAAAAGGUGUUGGAAGAAGAAAUAAGAAAGUGUUUACUUUGUCUUUGAUCAAAGGACAAUGGAGCGACGAAGAAGACAGAAAAUUGUUGAAGUUGGUGAAGCAACAUGGUGUAAGAAAAUGGUCACAAAUAGCUGAGAAGUUGGAAGGAAGAGCUGGAAAGCAGUGUAGAGAGAGAUGGCAUAAUCAUCUGAGGCCUGAUAUUAAAAAAGAUAGUUGGAGUGAAGAAGAAGAGAGAAUAUUAGUAGAAAGUCAUGGCAAGAUUGGAAACCGUUGGGCAGAGAUAGCAAAGAAAAUUCCAGGAAGAACAGAGAAUGCAAUAAAGAACCAUUGGAAUGCAACAAAAAGAAGACAAAAUUCAAGAAGAAAGAACAAAAGGCCUCAAACCACAAAUGGUAAACCACAAUCUUCAAUACUUCAAGAUUAUAUCAAAACUUUAUCAACUCAAACAAAUAACACAACCAAGAGUAACUUCAUCACACCAACCAAUACUACUCCAUCUAGCUCCACUUCAGCUAUCUCUGAUGAACCUUCUCAAAAUUACCAAUCUAACCUUGUUUUUGAAAACUCAUCAUCUCCACUUAUAGCUGAAUCUUAUGAUGAUGAACUUCUCUUCAUGCAACAACUUUUUAAAACUAAUAAUAGUAAUCAGAUUCUCACUGAUCAUGUCAAUGAAAAUGGUUUUGUUCAUUCCAAUUACCCUAAUAAGACAAACUCACAUAAUAAUAGUAAUAAUAAUAACAUGUACUUGAGUACUUCAACUUCUUCCAACCCUAUGAUGAUGAAUUACCUUAAUUCUGAUCACUAUCUUUCUCCAAUGAUGAAUAAUGUUGAGUUGCAGCUUGGGAGUAAGAAUUGUUCUUCAAAUGGAAAGAGAGAGAUGGAUUUGCUAGACUUGGUUUCUUCUACUCACUUUUUCUACUAG